GUCAUAUUGCCAGCCGGAAUUUCAAGUAUGCGUACGCAGCGACAUAAUUAUCCAGUUUAUUGCUAUACAGCAGCCCGUUGCACGUAUACAUACUGACAGCAGCAGCAGCAGCCGCAUAGCUUCUGUCAUUGCAGUUAAACGUUGCACAACUUGUUAUUCACAAUGCGCGUAUCUGUCUUAUCUUUAUUUCUUGCUAUCGGAAGCUGCUAUAGCCAGUGUCCCAAUGUGCCGAUAAAUCCACCAGGACAGCCCAUCAGAGUGGAAGCCACAGCGGGAAUUUGGUAUGAAUACCAUUUUCGUAACGGCCCAGACCCUGCCACAGAUGAAUCCGGCCAGAAUGUUGUAAUGAAUGUGACCGUACGCGAUGCCCUCCCUGGCGGUCGGCAGCCCAGUUACGUGGUGACGCGAUAUUACAUGUUUCUAUCGGAUUCGGAUCCCAAGAAAGCGGAGUGUGCGUCCAUUAACCAGCUGGGCAACUGGACAGCGGAUGGUGUGCGGCAGACGCUUUCGGAUUUUGGAGAUGGCACAAUUGAGAACGUUACUUAUAUAAAUCUUUUUACGGACUAUAAUCUGCUACAAAUCUUGUACCGGUGCCAGACGAAGAAUGCCGAUGGAAAGCGCUGCGAUCUCCCGUACAUGUGGAUCAACACCCGCGUGCCACCGCCUCAGCUGAAAGACUACCAGAAGCAAUACAUAGAAGCGGCUUCCAAUUACUACUUGGGUCAGGUGUGCAGGAAAUUCUCCGAUACCAGCGCCACACCCUAUGAUGUUACGCUCACCAACAACUGCAACGUAGAUCAAGGAAAACCGGCACCCAGUGCGAAUUUCGCUGUCGAACUAAAAAAGUUUGGUAUUAAAUAAGCAGGUCAUGCGCUGUCAACUAUACGCAACUACGGCCAGUGCUUUUACUUGUCGGGCAUGCGUUGUGCUUUGACCUAUCACUCUGCUUGGUUUAAGUUGUAGCAAAUGCAUGUGGUUCCAGAGUUUGUUUCUUAAGCAGUUUUUGGCUGCACUGUUAACUGUCCGUUUGCUGCGAACCUUCAAAUUUAGUGUAGAAACUGCUGGUGUUGCGCUUGAAUAACACAUUUCUCACGCACGAGAACCCGUCGUGAAACAAACGACCUGUAACGCGGAGCAAAUUAAAAACAAUCA
Paramacrobiotus metropolitanus is the source of this 1152-nucleotide messenger RNA. RefSeq lists its product as uncharacterized. Lineage: Eukaryota; Metazoa; Tardigrada; Eutardigrada; Parachela; Macrobiotidae. The transcript is spliced from 3 exons. Bases 163 to 861 code for a protein of 232 amino acids. The record is from RefSeq and is a predicted model, not a curated record.